ACCCUAGCAUGGCAGAGUAGGCUACGCGGUGACGAGUAAAACGUCCGUGUCUGCUUCGAGCAAACGGAUACCACGCCAAAGAGAGGCACUGGGGGGGUGGAAAUACAACUAACUGUCGCUAAUUUUGUAUUAAGUUUAAGUCAAGGUGACAUUGCUUAUGUUAAGUUAGAAAUUAACUGACCAAUUCAAAUGCUGAGUUCCGUUGCCGAACGUCGAUGACACACAACGUAAACUAAAGUUACACUAGUAAAGAUGUGUCGAGUUACUUGUAAGCCUACUCUUUGCGAUGCCUAAUCACAGUAGAGUGAUUUAUCAGUAUAGUCUACGCCAGCAGGCGUCUUCCAGACGAAUAAUAUAACUUCUCAUACAAACUCAAAUGUCCCUUAAAAUGCGAUUGUGCGGGUGAUUUAGCUCGCUAGCUAACGAUUAGUGUUUUAUUGAGUUGCGCCCGACUUCCUCAGCGCAAGCUGUGCUGUACCUCGAUGGUAAGCAGUGAGGUCGGCGCUCCAGCUUUCCCGGUUGGAUUUACAUAUGUGUAUUUCCGUGGGAAAGGCGAAGGAGCUCCUUCAAUGGCAGUCUUUCAGGAACCGGGAAGGAAACACAACGGGUAACCCAACGCUGGUGGCACGAAAAAGUUUAAAAAUCGUCCUCGCAGGAGUUGGCUUUUGGAACUUUUGUUGGACUACAUUUCCUAAGUGUUGUUUAACUAUUUUGGACCGCCGGCUUCAACAACAACCACUUUCCUGGGGACAUAUUGUUUGUUCGUCGACAGUUGUGGAGUUGUGUGGCUCAGUGGGGCGAUGGCGGGCAGCGGUGGCGUGUCUCCGCCGGGGACUGCUCCUCCUCUGUGGUAUCACCGGGAUCUGAGUCGCGCUGCUGCGGAGGAGUUGCUGGCGCGGGCCGGGCGGGACGGCAGUUUCCUGGUGCGGGAUAGCGAGAGCGUCAACGGGGCAUACGCCCUGUGCGUCCUGUUCCAGAAACAUGUGCACACCUACAGAAUUUUGCCUGAUGAAGAGAACUUCUUGGCAGUGCAGACCUCUCAGGGAGUUCAGCCAAAGAGGUUUCGGACUCUCUCUGAGCUCAUUCAGUUGUAUCUGCAGCCUGGACAAGGCCUGGUGACCACUCUACUGCUCCCUAUAGAGAGAGAGGAGAGUGCUGAAGAGAAGGACUACUCAGAUGGAGAGGACGAGAAGCCCCCACUCCCCCCUCGCACUGCCUCUACCAGCAGCCCAAACUCUGCAGUAGUUGCCCAGGACACGCCCACUGACUGUGCGGUAGCGUCUAACGGGCUGAGUACCAUCUCUCAUGAGUAUCUGAAGGGCAGCUAUGCUCUGGACCUGGAGGCCGUCAAGCAGGGAGCCAGCAACCUGCCCCACCUCAACAACACUCUGGUGUCGUCCUGCAAACGCCUGCACGGUGAGGUGGAUAAGGUGUUGGCUGGCCUGGAGAUCCUGUCCAAAGUGUUUGAUCAGCAGAGUGCGUCCAUGGUGUCCAGGAUGAUCCAACAGUCAGUGUCUCAGGGUGGCGAUGAGGAACUAGAGCACUUGGUCACCAAACUAGCCAUCCUCAAAGACCUCCUGUCAUCCAUAGAGAAGAAGGCUCUGAAGGCCCUGCAGGACAUGAGUGCGUCCACCCCCAGCAUCCCCCCUCUGGUCUACACCCGCCACAGCAAAAUCAUCCCCGUGCAGACGUUUGAGGUUAAGCUGGAUGUGAACCUGGCGGACCUCACGAAGCUGGGCAAGUCUCAGAAACACACCCUCUCUGUGGAUGUGGAGGCAGGAAAGCUGGUCGUCACCAGGAAGAUCAAGGACUCCCAAGAGGACUGGACCACCUACACACACGACAAGAUUCGGCAGCUAAUUAAGUCCCAGAGGGUGCAGAAUAAACUGGGCAUCGUCUUUGAGAAGGAGAAGGACAGGAGUCAGAGGAAAGACUUCAUAUUUGCCAGCGCAAAGAAGCGGGAAGCGUUCUGUCAGCUGCUGCAGCUUAUGAAGAACAAACAUUCCAACCAGGAUGAGCCUGACAUGAUCUCCGUCUUCAUCGGGACCUGGAACAUGGGCAGUGUCCCCCCGCCCAAGUCGGUGGGCUCGUGGCUGCUGUGUCGGGGGCUGGGCAAGACUCUGGACGAGCUGACGGUGGCCAUCCCCCACGACAUCUACGUGUUGGGCUCCCAGGAGAACUCCGUGUGUGAGCGCGAGUGGGUGGAGGCCCUGCGCUCCGCCCUCAAAGAGCACACCGACAUCGACUUCAAACAGAUUGCAGUGCAGACGCUGUGGAACAUCAAGCUUGCGGUUCUAGUCAAACCUGAGCACGAGAACCGAAUCAGUCAUGUUGGGAUGUCCAGCGUCAAAACUGGCAUCGCCAACACACUCGGCAACAAAGGCGCUGUAGGCGUGUCCUUCAUGUUCAAUGGAACCUCCUUUGGCUUUGUCAACUGCCACCUGACCUCAGGGAAUGAGAAGAUUCACAGGCGUAACCAGAAUUACCUUGAUAUCCUGCGUCUGCUGUCUCUGGGUGAUAAGCAGCUCGGCUCCUUCGACAUCUCGCUGAAGUUUACACACCUGUUCUGGUUUGGGGAUCUCAACUACAGGCUGGAUAUGGACAUCCAGGAAAUCCUAAACUACAUCAACAGGAAGGAGUUUGAGCCGUUGCUAAAGGUGGAUCAGCUUAAUCUGGAGCGGGAGAAAAAUAAGGUCUUCCUGCGCUUUGCGGAAGAGGAAAUCUCCUUACCCCCAGCGCACCACCGUUAUGGAGGAUCCCGAGAUACCGUUGGCAAAAAACAAAAAGGCCACUGGGGUUGUACUGACGACAUCAUCACUAGUGAUCACUCUCCCGUGUUUGGCACCUUUGAAGUGGGCGUGACAUCACAGUUUGUCUCCAAGAAAGGUCUCCCCAAGUCUUCAGAGCAGGCGUAUAUAGAGUUUGAGAGCAUCGAGGCCAUCGUGAAGACGGCCAGCCGAACCAAGUUCUUCAUCGAGUUCUACUCCACCUGUCUGGAGGAGUUUAAGAAGUGUUAUGAGAAUGACUCCCAGUCCAGCGAUAAUGUGAAUUUCCUGCGUGUUGGUUGGUCCAGUAAGCAGCUGACCACCCUUAAGCCCCUCCUCUCUGACAUCGAGUACCUGCAGGACCAACACCUGCUUCUCACCGUCAAAUCAGUGGACGGAUACGAGUCCUACGGAGAGUGUGUGUUGGCGCUCAAGUCCAUGAUUGGCAGCACGGCCCAGCAGUUCCACACAUACCUUUCUCACCGGGGAGAGGAGACCGGAAACAUCCGCGGAUCAAUGAGGUCAGUGCCCUGGAUCAGUGUGGAUAAGGACGAGAGUGGACCCAAGAGCAGGUCAACACUGCCCUCUAGAGGUGGACACGAUUACGUCAAACCUUCCCCAAGCCGUAAGCUGGUCGGUGCGGAGGAAGGAGAGAGGACAACAAACAGCCGCCCCCCUCACACACACACACACACAUCAGCUGGGAAAGAAGACAACACACAGACCAGACUCUAUAUGGAGGCAUUAGCUACAAUAACCCGCCUACUACAUCAUGAAGGUGGCGCUAGCCAAUCAGCUUCAGCUCUGGCCUCAGACCUGCUCCCUAGCCCCGCCCAGCCAUCCACAGCCAGCAAAUCAGCAGCUGCUGGAGGGGCGGGCAAGAGCAAACCGCCCACAGGAGCUCCCGGCCAAUCGCGUCGCCCCAGCACUGGACGCACCGCCGUCCGGCCAAUCAGCGGGAGGAUGCGUCCGGAGCGGACAGCUGCAAUGGGGCGAGAGGCACCAGGCGGAGCUAUCAAACUGCCAGACCUGAAAACCCCGCCCGCAGCAGUGUCUAAGCCACGCCUCUCCCCUGGACUAGCCACACCCCCUGGACUAACCACGCCCCCAGAGAGUGGCUCCUUUAGCCUGGAGCCGCCCACUCUCAGCCCUCCACCCAAUCCGCCGUUCCGCAGGGCGGGGGUGGGCGGGCCGUCGGGGCUGGACGACCAAUCGUGUUCCGUUUUGCAGAUGGCGAAGACACUGAGUGAGGCCGAAUACCCAGCUGGAGGAAGGGGGUGUGGUCUCAGGCCAGAUGGAGGCGGGGUUGUGCUCAGGGGGGCGGGACUUACCGACGGCUGCAGAACCUUCCCACCACGAGCAAUUCAGGAGGAGACUGGCACUGAGGAUCUGCCAGAGGAGGUGCUGUGGCAGGGAGGCAGCAGUUGCAGCAGUCUGUCAGUAGAGGGCAGUGUUGAAGCAGCUUGCAUCAGUGCUGGGAGGCUACUUGGCUGGGAUGACCUAGAGUUCCUCAGUGACAUCACAGAGGAAGAUCUAGAGGAGGCGGGGGUGCUUGACCCCGCCCACAAGCAGAUCCUAUUGGCCAGCCUCAGGCAGCAGCAGAAGUGACCCAGCAGAAUGACCCAGCAGAAGUGACCCAGCCCACUCACCCGCAUCCAAUCAGAUGCUAAUCUGGUGUCCAAUCGGAUCCUAGUUUGCCCUCCCAGGGU
Messenger RNA from Alosa alosa (allis shad), 4474 nucleotides. RefSeq names its product inositol polyphosphate phosphatase-like 1a (gene inppl1a). The record is from RefSeq and is a predicted model, not a curated record. Gene Ontology annotation, biological process: phosphatidylinositol dephosphorylation. Lineage: Eukaryota; Metazoa; Chordata; Actinopteri; Clupeiformes; Clupeidae. Gene Ontology annotation, molecular function: phosphatase activity.